Molecule: messenger RNA, 1518 nt
Organism: Penicillium pulvis
Lineage: Eukaryota; Fungi; Ascomycota; Eurotiomycetes; Eurotiales; Aspergillaceae
Product: Glycoside hydrolase family 1
Exons: 4
Coding region: 1-1518 (505 amino acids)
Biological process (GO): carbohydrate metabolic process
Molecular function (GO): beta-glucosidase activity
Source: RefSeq, a predicted model, not a curated record
AUGCCUCGCAAAGGCGACGGUGGAUUGGAGUGUCAAUUUCAGAUUUCGGAGAGAAAACCGACCAACAUGGGAUCCAUUGUGCAAUCCACUCUACCGUCCGAUUUCAUUUGGGGUUUUGCGACGGCUGCUUAUCAAAUUGAGGGAGGGUUCAAUGAAGAUGGUCGUGGACCUUCAAUUUGGGAUAAGUUCUGCAAGAUCCCUGGCAAGAUCGCUGGUGGCGGAUCGGGCGAUGUGGCGUGCGACUCUUACCAUCGGACCCACGAGGAUAUUGCCUUAUUGAAGACAUGCGGUGCUCAGGCAUAUAGAUUCUCGAUUUCAUGGUCUCGGAUUAUCCCACUCGGUGGCCGCAACGAUCCCAUCAACAAAAAAGGUUUGCAGUUUUAUCAGAAAUUCGUCGACGACUUGCUUGAUGCAGGAAUUACGCCAAUGGUCACACUCUUUCAUUGGGACGUGCCCGAGGAAUUAGACAGACGCUAUGGUGGACUUUUAAACAAGGAAGAAUUUGUCGCCGACUUUUCGCACUACGCCAGAGUUCUUUUCGAGGCGUUUGGCUCCAAGGUCAAGCAUUGGAUCACAUUCAACGAACCAUGGUGUAGCAGUGUUCUCGGAUAUAAUACCGGGGCUUUUGCACCAGGUCGUACGAGUGAUCGCACCAUAAGUGAUGUUGGCGACGGAUCAACAGAGCCAUGGAUCGUGGGCCACACUAUUCUGAUUGCACACGGAGCAGCAGUUAAGAUUUACCGUGACGAGUUCAAAACACAAGAUGGCGGUGAAAUUGGCAUCACCUUGAACGGUGACUGGGCAGAUCCAUGGGAUCCUGAAAACCCAGCCGACGUCGAAGCGUGUGAUCGCAAGAUCGAAUUUGCCAUCUCCUGGUUUGCCGAUCCCAUUUACCAUGGAAAGUACCCAGAUAGCAUGAUCAAACAGCUGGGCAAUCGGUUGCCGAGCUGGACUCCAGAAGAGAUUGCGCUCGUUCAUGGAAGUAAUGACUUCUACGGAAUGAACCACUAUUGCGCAAACUACAUCCGCGCCAAAACAGGAGAGCCCGAGCUUGAUGAUCAUGCGGGAAAUCUGGAACUUCUCCUCGAAGACAAGUAUGGCCACAGUGUCGGGCCAAUCACACAGUCCCCUUGGCUCAGGCCGUGCGCAAUAGGUUUCCGAAAGCUGCUUAAGUGGCUUAGCGAGCGCUAUGGGUAUCCCAAGAUCUAUGUGACAGAAAACGGAACUAGUGUGCUAGGCGAGAAUGACAUGCCUCUUGAGCAGCUCCUGGAUGAUGAGUUCCGUGUUCAAUAUUUCCGAGAUUACAUUGGCGCUAUGGCUGAUGCUUACACCCUUGAUGGGGUUAAUGUCCGUGCUUAUAUGGCCUGGAGCCUGAUGGACAACUUUGAAUGGGCAGAAGGUUACGAAACUCGUUUUGGUGUGACAUACGUCGAUUAUGAGAACGACCAGAAACGUAUUCCGAAGAAGAGCGCAAUGAGUAUCAGGGAUAUUUUUGAAACUCAUAUUGAAAAGGUGUAA